This is a messenger RNA of Nothobranchius furzeri (turquoise killifish), 3101 nucleotides long. RefSeq names its product mitogen-activated protein kinase kinase kinase 20a (gene map3k20a). Gene Ontology annotation, molecular function: protein kinase activity; ATP binding; protein binding. Gene Ontology annotation, biological process: protein phosphorylation; signal transduction. The record is from RefSeq and is a predicted model, not a curated record. Gene Ontology annotation, cellular component: cytoplasm. NCBI's taxonomy places the organism in Eukaryota, Metazoa, Chordata, Actinopteri, Cyprinodontiformes, Nothobranchiidae.
GUUGUGCAACUAGUUUAACCAGAACCGGAGAUAGUAUCAGGAAUCAGAAAUGAAAGCUCGUCACAUGUGACUUUCCGGAACUCUGCUCCCCUUCUGUUUGAAGUUGGUGUCGAACCAGGGUCCGCCGGUUCCGAAGACCUGGAAACUUCUGAAUGUCGAAUCUGUGUCAAAGUUGAGCGUCAUCCUUAUGAGAUGUCGUCUCCCCGAGCAUCUUUCGUGCAGAUCAGGUUCGAUGACAUCCUCUUCUACGAGAACUGCGGCGGCGGCAGCUUCGGGAGCGUGUACCGAGCCAGGUGGAUCUCCCAGGACAAAGAGGUGGCGGUGAAAAAACUGCUCAAGAUCGAAAACGAGGCUGAAAUCCUCAGCGUGCUCAGCCAUCGUAACAUCAUCCAGUUUUACGGCGCUGUUGUCGAGGCUCCCAACUAUGGAAUUGUCACUGAGUACGCAAGUGGUGGCUCGCUUUACGAUUAUCUGUCAAGUGACGAAAGUGAGACGAUGGACAUGGGACAGAUCAUGAGCUGGGCUGCAGAGAUCGCUAGAGGAAUGCAUUACUUACACUCCGAAGCUCCUAUUAAAGUGAUUCACAGAGAUCUAAAGUCUAGAAAUGUUGUUUUAGCUGCCGACAAAGUACUCAAGAUUUGUGACUUUGGAGCCUCUAAGUUCCUGUCCCACACCACUCACAUGUCCCUGGUGGGGACGUUUCCCUGGAUGGCUCCGGAGGUCAUCCAGAGUCUCCCCGUCUCCGAAACGUGCGACACCUUCUCCUACGGCGUGGUGCUUUGGGAAAUGCUGACUCGUGAGAUCCCUUUCAACGGUCUGGAAGGCCUACAGGUGGCCUGGCUCGUGGUGGAGAAGAACGAGAGGUUAACCGUCCCGAGUUGCUGCCCCUCCAGCUUUGCAGGGCUCAUGAGGAGGUGCUGGGCUACAGAGCCAAAGGAGAGGCCGAUGUUCAGGCAGAUCCUGUCUACCCUGGAGUCUAUGUCUAAAGACAGACGGCUUCCUGAACAGUGCAACUCUUUCCUUCACAACAAGGCUGAAUGGAGGUGUGAGAUUGAAGCGACGCUGGAGAGGCUGAAGAGGUUGGAGCGAGACCUCAGCUCCAAAGAGCAGGAGCUGAAGGAGAGGGAGCGGCGGCUAAAGAUGUGGGAGCGAAAACUCGUCGAACAGUCCAACACUCCGCUGCUGCCCACUCUUGACAUAUAUACCUGGACUGAAGAGCAUGUGUAUUUCUGGAUGCAGCACUUAUUUGAUGCAGGGAACGGUACAUGUGACAUGCAGCUUUAUGCCGAUCUGUUUAAAGACAACCACAUCACCGGGAAGAGGUUGCUGCUGCUCACAGACAGCGACAUGCGGGACAUGGGGAUCAAGUCCAAAGGUCACGUCAUGCACCUCAAGGCGGAAAUUGAAAAGCUAGCCAAUGAUUACCUCGGGUUUCUCCACUUCCCACCUCUGCUGAAGGAUGAGCUGGAAAAGGAAGUGGAACAGAGCAAAACUGUUAAUCUGGAGUUGGUGUUUGGGUACCACUGGAAACCGGGAACAGGACAGUCUGAUUGCAAAUGGAAGAUGUACAUGGAGCUUGAUGGAGAUGAGGUUGCUGUAACCUACAUCAAAGAUGUCGUCUUUAAUGCCAACAGACAGGAUGUGGAAACCCCACGGAUGACUAAGCCACCUUUUCUGAUGGAUAAGUGGAUCGUUGGAUUGCAACAAAACCAAAGAAUAGACUACACCGUCAAUUAUGAGAAUGAUGUGAAGUCACCAAGGUCAACAAGACACAGUCGUGAGGUGAGGUGGAGUCCUAACGGUGGACAAGAUGAGAUCAAGACCAUAGAGCUGGUCAUCGAGAUGACUCCGGUUAACAUAGACCCCAGAGACAGAUCCAACUCUGGUAUUGAUCCAACAUGGAUGGAUAAUGUGAGGCGGAAACAUAUGAUAACCCAAAAAUCCCAGCAGAAGUCUGCUCCUCUGAAGAGCUCUGAUGCUCUCACGCUGCCUCAGUUUCUUUCCGCUCAUGAAAGCCAAGCAUCUUCUUACGCUGCAGCUGUGCGUCGCUCUCCAAACCACCUCCGUGCCUCUCCAUGGAGCGACUCUCGUAGCUCCUCGCCAACAGCCAGCCUGUCGGCCAAACUCUCACCUCUCAGCCUCGGGUCAAAGGGCAGCAGUCCCUCCAGCACAACGUCGGAGAGCAAUUCAGAGCGAGAGCGCCCACGCAGUGUCGGUGCAACGUACGACCGUUGCAGAAACAGCUACUUUGGCAACACGUUGAGUAUGGGUGGGGGGCAGGUAAGGGGGCAGGCAUGGACAAAUAAUAGAGGAAGCAAUAUUCAUAAUAAGAACAGCAGAGCUUCACGGCAGUCAGGGAGGCCACGAUCCAAUAGUUACGGUGUCACAGGACAGAACCGCCCACCAAUGAUACCGGGCAUAUUGUCUGUGACAGGAAACCCCAGCGAGGAAAAAGAGGGGGGCAAAGUCAACGAUGGAGGGUGGAUCAAAGUGGAACGUCAGAAGCGAUUACCGCGUCAGGACAAUAAACAACUCAGAGGUCGACAGAGGAGAGAGGGCAGGGGAGGGCGUGGCGCUGGCGGAAGAACAUAAUGUGGGCUGACAGCUUCUUUUAAACUGAAAAUUCUCUGAAAGGGUUUUACAUAUGAAUUAUAGUCACUGAUGUGCUCAAAAGGAGCUGCAUAAUGUAAAAGAAUCACAGUAAUAUAUGAGUGCAUCAGACAGAAUUUUUAUUUCUUUUUUUAGAAAGAGAAAAAUGACUUUACAUGUACAAACCAUAUUUAUGUUUUUAAUAAAAGCAGAUUUAUUAUCAUGCACUGAAAGGAGGACAGCAUCAUCUACUGCAGCUGUUUUAAAAAUGUUAUUUAACACUUUUUGUCUUGUAGCAACAUUAGACCAAGAUACAAAGAAGGGAUAAGAGCUUUAUCAUAUUACAGCUACGUUUCACUUCCUGUUUACAGAAAACCUGUCAUCCAAGUUUUUAUUGUACCCUUUUACAGUAACAAUGACAACAAUUAUCAGUUACUUUAUUUUAUCAAAAAGAAUGAUACUUUUUACUGACUGUAUAACUCAUGAAGUGAAUAAAUGACCUAUUUCUUAAA